Molecule: messenger RNA, 5006 nt
Organism: Hemicordylus capensis (graceful crag lizard)
Lineage: Eukaryota; Metazoa; Chordata; Lepidosauria; Squamata; Cordylidae
Gene: PPP1R12C
Product: protein phosphatase 1 regulatory subunit 12C
Exons: 23
Coding region: 125-2836 (903 amino acids)
Biological process (GO): signal transduction
Cellular component (GO): cytoplasm
Molecular function (GO): phosphatase regulator activity; protein kinase binding; enzyme inhibitor activity
Source: RefSeq, a predicted model, not a curated record
GCUCCCCACUCCCGUUCCGCGACGGAAGCCGAGAGGCGCGGCUCCUCCUGCUCGCUCCGCUUCAGCCCAGGGUAGAGCUGGGCCGGGCGGGCCGCCCAGCCGGGCUGGCGGCGGCAAGAAGAAAAUGGCGGCGCCGCUGCUGUCCCUCUCCGAGGGAGAGGGGGCCCGGGCGCGGCGGCGGGAGCAGCUCCGAGCCUGGGCUGAGGCCGAAGCAGCGGCGGCGGCAGCGGCGGCUUCUCCCUCUCCGUCUUCCCUCUGCCCAGCCCCUCCGUCCUCCUCGCCCGAUCCGGCUGAGGCGGGGAUGGGCUCCGGGCCGGCAGGCGGCCGCCGCCCUCCGCGCAUCGUCCGGUUCGAGGCGGCCGCCGAGUUCCUGGCCUGCUGCGCCGGCGCCGAGCUGGAGGCGGCCCGAGAGAUGCUGAGCGCAGACCCCGAGGCCGUGAAUGGGACCAACGCCGACGGCAUCAGCGCUCUCCACCAGGCCUGCAUUGACGAGAACAUGGAGGUGGUUGAAUUUCUGUUGGCAAAUGGAGCUGACGUGAACCAGGCUGACAACGAGGGCUGGACUCCGCUUCACGUUGCUGCUUCCUGCGGCUACAUCGAGAUUGCGCAAUACCUCUUGGACCACGGUGCCAACAUCACCGCAGUGAACAGCGACGGAGACGUGCCAUUGGACAUUGCCGAGGCUGACAGCAUGGAGGCCCUGCUGCGUUCGGAGAUUGGGAAAAGAGGGGUAGAUGUGGAGGUAGCCAAGCGAGAGGAGGAAGAGGUGAUGCUCCGCGAUGCACGCCAAUGGUUGAAUGCUGGUAAAAUAUCGGAUGAGCCGCACCCCAAGACUGGGGCCACCGCCCUGCACGUGGCGGCUGCCAAAGGCUACGUCGAAGUCAUGAGGCUGCUCUUGCAGGCCGGCUAUGACCCUAACGUGCAAGACAAGGACGGCUGGGCUCCCAUGCAUGCAGCUGCCCAUUGGGGGGUAGAAGAGGCCUGCCGCCUUUUGGCCGACUACUUCUGCGACAUGGAGGCCCUCAAUAACGUGGGUCAGCGUCCCUGUGACCUUGCAGACGAGGAUACCUUGGCCCUGCUGGAGGAGCUGCAGCGCAAGCAGAACGACCUACGCAGCAAGAAGGAAGCACACCUGAGGCAGGCUGUGAUUGACACUAGCCUAGAACAGCCCCCAUCGUACACAAGCAAGCACCGAAGGAGCUCUGUAUGUCGCAUGAGCAGCAAGGAGAAGAUUUCUGUCCAAGACCAAUCAAAGGAGCGCAAGACGUUGGGCACCAUCGCGGUUGGUGAGGAAGAGACCAGCUCUGCCUCGGAGGGGGAGGAGACUCCACAUUCCAAUGAAGUGAAGUCCAGUCCCGUAGCAGACAGCAGUGCAGUGAAUGGCGUCUCCGUGCCCCCCGUCAGUCCUGUGGCCCCCAGUCCCACUGGGCAGAAGUUCUCGGGGGGCUCCAGCCGCCCCAUGGAGCCGGAGGACUCCCCAGCCCCAGCCAUCUGGAGGCAGAGCCUGCGCAAGACGAGCAGCUUUGGGGUGCUGCAGGAUGCCAAGCUGGACGAAGGGGCGGACAAGGAGGGCGGCAGCGGCGGCAUCAAGCGUUCCGCGUCCAGUCCCCGGCUGGAUACCGAGGAAAAGCAAGACAUCCGGGAGCUCUUACGGAAGUGGAACAAGAAUCCCAUUGGCCCAGGGUUAGCCAAUAGGCGCACAGCUUCUGAGCCAGCUAGUGACCCGAGCAGAGAACCGCGCCUGGCCCGGGUAACGCCAACCCCAACUCGGCGAAUAUUUGCCCUCCCAGACACAGAACCCCACCGGGACCCCCGACGAGCAAACUUAGAAGGUGGCCUUCAGAUGAAGAUAGAUACAGCCCUUGCCCCACUCCAGCCCCCUUCUUCCACUGCCAUCAGCUCUAGCACGGAUCCCCGGGACCGCCGAAGGUCGUACCAGACACCAGUGCGGGAUGAAGAGUCAGAAUCCCAAAGGAAGGCCCGUUCCAGGCUCAUGAGACAGUCCAGGCGUUCUACACAGGGUGUUACCCUCACCGAUCUGAAGGAGGCUGAGAAGACCAUGGGCCGGGCCGGGGACACCAAAACUGCCUCGGAGCAGCGAAGCAGAGAGGAAGAGAAGCAUGACAAAGAUGGAGACCAGCAGUCCCAGGAGACUACGGACUCUUCUAGGAGAUCCCGGCUCUCCAGUUCGGACAAUUCUUCGGUUUAUACUGUGAAUCCAUUGGUUAUGAAUUCCCAGCCCAGGAAAGGCUCAGAACCGGAUGAGACCAGCUUGGAGACUGAUUCGGAUCUCCGGAACCGUCUGGCUAUCCGGGACCGCAGGAAAGGUCGACGGGAGAGACGCAUCUCCGGGCUAGGGGGCAACUCUGAGGGUGAGGAGGAGGAGGAGGAUAUUGAUCAAGUCAACAAUGAUGAAGAUCCACCAGGACAUGGCAGUGAACACCUCAACAGCCUCCUGCCAAACCGGACAGCUUCCUACAGCUGCCAGCAGCGAAAUGGCGCCUCCAGCUGCAGAGAGGAACCCGACAACUAUUACAAGAACCUGUAUGAAGACCUCGUGAUUGAGAACGAGAAACUGAAGGAGCAACUGCAGGAGGCUCAGCUGCAGCUGACCCAGGUCAAGCUAGAGCUGGAAAGAGUGACCCAGAGACAGGAGCGUUUUGCUGAGCGGCCGGCUCUCCUAGAACUGGAGAGAUUUGAACGCCGAGCUUUAGAGAGGAAGGCGGCAGAGCUGGAGGAAGAGUUGAAGGCUCUUUCAGACUUAAAAGCGGACAACCAGCGUCUCAAAGAUGAAAACGCCGCUCUUAUCCGUGUGAUCAGCAAGCUCUCCAAGUGACUGCCGCCGCCCCCUGAUGCCGCUGCAAAGCCGGGGCCUUAUUCUGCACUCCAUCCUCUUGUGUUCCAGAUGCUCAGCAGGAACAGGGGAGAGAGAGAGACAGGGAUAGGGGCGGCCAACUCCCUCUCGCCAACGCUGCCACCGCCAUCCCAACACUCCACCUGGGGGGUGCUAUUCCCAGCCAACCAGACCCCCAUCAGCCAUUGUUUUCCACAUAGGGCCAAGUUUGUUACCAGAAGUGAUGUCCCAAACUCACUUCUUUCCCCCCUUCACCCCCCUAUUUUUCCCCCCCUUACUCAGAGACAGUAUUUAUUUUGUGGCUUCCUUUUAAAGUGAUGUUAUUUGCUUGUUGCUUUUCCUUUAAUGCACCAGGGAGUGGGGAUGACAGGAGCCGGUCUUGCUGAGGGGCUUGGAGGAGGGGGGCUGGUUGCAGCGCAGCUCUUCUGAUGGCAAGGAGGUGAGAGGCAGGAGUCGCUCUGCAGCGUGGAAGCAAAAGGCCAGACUUCUGAGGCUGGGAGGGGAGUUGGCUUCUCGAGGGUCCCUGGCAGAGGCUUAUGGCUACCCUCUAGGCCAGGGUGGGCAACCUUGGGUCUCGAGCUGUUGUUGAAUUACAACUCCCAUCAUCCCCAGUGAUAAAUAAUUGUGGCUGGGGGUGAUGGGAAUUGUAGUUCAGCAACAGCUGGAGAGCCAGGAUUGACUCCUCACUCUUUAUUCCCAAGCUGUCUGGCUGUUGGGUAGGCGGAAAGCGAGUCCCUGGACUUUGAGCAGGGCAGGAGGAGCCACCUGUACAACAGAUGGCCGCCACAUUGAUGGUUAGACUCUGCUGUCCUCUUGCAGCAUUUAGCCUCACUUUUAAAAGGUGGGAGGUGACGCCCAGGAACUGGUUUUUAUAUAGCCUCGGUUGGCACCUGAGUAGGCCAGUUUAGGUGGGGUGGCGGGGUGUGCAAGUGUGAGACAGGCCCCUCAACUCUGAGGCCCUGUACAGUUCGGUGGGAGGAGAGCUGAAGAUAACGGUUGGGUUAAAGUGAGUGAGUGAGAGAGAGAAACAAACACAACUGUUUUGAUUGACUGCCCUCAGGAUCUCUAGAGCCAAAAGGAUGUUGGGGCUGGAGCAGCAGUAUCUGGGAGCGAUGCUUGUAUUUGCCAUGAAGAUGAGACUCAAGUGCCAUAGUGGGGAUGGGGAGACAGUUGCAGGGAUCUCGCUAGUCACUCCUUUCUCUGCCUUUUGAAGCAGUUAUGGGGGGCGGGGCUGCUCUCCACCCCUGGUGUUUACUUUCCCUCAGGAUCUUGAUGUUCAGAGAUGUGCGGCUUUGUCCCCUCCUAAUCCUGAGUGUCCAAAAUCUGGCCUGGCUCCAAAGGUUUCUUCCAGUGCUUUCUUGCCUGAACCCCAGGCCUGAGCCCAAACUCUCCUUCCUCUACUAUCUGGCCGAUGCCCACAGCCUUAUGCCAAUGCCCUGGCCAAGCUGUGAGGGCACCCAAACAUUGCUAACCCUGGAAUCCCAAACAGGUAACGUAGGCCAUCCCCAGAGUCCACAUUGACAUAGUCAUGGUUGCCAGCCCUUCCACACUCCACUCCUCUUCCUCCCCUUGCUCCUUGAUCCCUCUUUUUUCUUCUUCCUCCAAUUCCCUAGACCAUUCCUCUGUAACUUUCCUAGAGGACAAGCGGGGUUCCAGCUUCGCGACUCCCCUCCAUUCCUCCUCCUGCACGCACACAAUCAAAUAUUUUCAAUGUUAAAACUGAGGGCUAGAAGUAAUUCCAAAAGAAACGGGUCCAAAGUACUACCCUGAAAAUCCUGUGUGUUUUUUUCCUGCGCUAUCAUGAGCCAAGAUCCCUCUGCCAAAAGAAAAUGCCCCUUCCCUUCUGCCCCGUCCUUCCCUUUCAGGUCCCUUUUUGUUCCCUCCACUUGCCCUAGUCUGUGAACACCCCCUCCCUGCUCCCCAAACAUAUCUGUACAUAACAGAAGUAUUUUCUAUAUGGCUGCAUCGCCAACAAAAACCAAGAAGAAAAUGCAGAAAAAAACUUAAAUGUGCAAUAUCGCAUGAGUAUUUUUUUUCCAAAGAAGUCUCUAUAUUGUACUUGUUUAUUCAGCAGCACAGCUGCAUUUGUUUUAAAGAACAGGGAAUUGAAAUUACCGUGUUUGAAUAUAAUUAAAAAAAAUUAAAAAGACCA